Molecule: messenger RNA, 1327 nt
Organism: Papilio xuthus (Asian swallowtail)
Lineage: Eukaryota; Metazoa; Arthropoda; Insecta; Lepidoptera; Papilionidae
Gene: IBP2
Product: insulin-related peptide binding protein
Exons: 8
Coding region: 411-1196 (261 amino acids)
Cellular component (GO): neuron projection
Source: RefSeq, a predicted model, not a curated record
GAUGUCUAGAUGAAUCAUCGGCGUAAUCGGAAUUCCAUAUUACGGUUCAAAGAUGAUGAAACACAAUACAAUACAACAGUCAUUGCAUGUAGACGAGAACAUUUGGCGCGAAAAGAAGGUGACAACUGGAUCUUGGCAGAACGGAGAUGCCUUUUGCCUUGUGAAUUAAAAAAAGAAGCUUGACGUUUAAUCGUAUGACAAGUACUGGCCAGUUUACCACCCCGUACCAAAGCGUUGGGUAUAAAAGGGGUUGUUGGUUGGUGAGUGUUCAUAUUCCAGACUUAUCCAUACAGGCAACACAACCUCCUAGACUUGGUCGGAUGAAAACGUGUUGUGAAUAUCGGAUUUAUUUCUAAUAUUUAUCAUCUGUGUAAGGCGAUACUUUCUCCAUCUGUUAUCAAGUAGCGAAGAUGUUUAAAUUAGUGUCGCUAUUCGUCGCCGCGGCGCUAGUGUCGCUGCAAAGCGCUUACAUCGUCAGUGCACAAAUUGACAACCCCAAAAAUGAUUUGGAUAAUAAUUUACAAAUUAAUCCUGUUCCUCAACGUCGUCGUCUUCGUAAUUUCAUCAAGAUGACACAAGCACCGCCGCAGCGCGUACGCUACGAGCCUGGUGCGGGCCUGCAGCUUGUAUGUGAAGUGACCGCCUCGCCCGCACCUCAAGUGCAAUGGCUUAAGAACGGAGAGCCCAUGAUAGAUUACGAAGAGGAAGCCAAUGAGAUCCCGACAGUGGCCAACAACAUUGCCCGACUUGUGAGCAAGCUGGUGGUGACAGCAGCGCGCUCUGGUGACGUGUUCACUUGCGACGCAAGCAGCGGCCUCAAGGAAAUAACCGCAUCUACCACUGUUUAUACUGAAACUGAACUCUCCCCGCAACUAUUGUCAUUGGAGAACCUGUUCCCUGCGCCGUCGAAGCCUGUGAUAACUCUGCACUACGAAGACAUCCUCCAGGAGAGCGGCAGUUCUCUGCUGCUGCCGUGCCGGGUGAGCAGCGCCGGCGAACACCAGGUCGUGUGGCAGGACAACAAUAACCAAGUCGUGUACGGCAGUCCUAGGCUACAGGUGUUGCCUUCUGGUGACCUGCUGAUAGUGGAGCUGCAGUGGGGGGACAUGGGUCAAUGGAGCUGCACAGCUCGCAGCCCGCAAGGGAAAGACACCGCGGCUACAUUCGUUUACCCUUCCAAGCCAAGGAAACAGUAAAUUAAAACGGAUUGCUAGAAAUGGAUCAAGAAAGUUACCCGCCGAUUGCUAAGAAAAUCUCCCAUGUUCCUAUAAACGUAAUAUUGUAAUAUAGAAAAUAUUUAAUUUAUUGUUAGUUGUAAAAAAAUAUC